Camelina sativa (false flax) is the source of this 281-nucleotide messenger RNA. The record is from RefSeq and is a predicted model, not a curated record. Lineage: Eukaryota; Viridiplantae; Streptophyta; Magnoliopsida; Brassicales; Brassicaceae.
AGGAUCAAGAAGAUGACCACCAACAUGAAAAUCAUGUCUUUUGCUAUGCUACUUGUUCUUUUGUUCUCUAUUGAUGUUGUCGUUGAAGGAUCCGAUAGUUCGUUGUGCUGUAAGACACAUCCGAAAUUUGGAGCGUGCAAAACGUACCACGAGAGAAUGAGAUGCGACAAGUGGUGUCGUGAUGGAUGUGAUAAUAAGAAAGGCGGUCUUUGCAAACGCGUUUUUGGUGGAGCAAAAAAAGAACAGUGCCAUUGUUACUGUUAAAACACCUCUCCCUUAUA